This is a messenger RNA of Fundulus heteroclitus (mummichog), 5400 nucleotides long. RefSeq names its product mitogen-activated protein kinase kinase kinase 9 (gene map3k9). The record is from RefSeq and is a predicted model, not a curated record. Bases 326 to 3430 code for a protein of 1034 amino acids. Lineage: Eukaryota; Metazoa; Chordata; Actinopteri; Cyprinodontiformes; Fundulidae. Gene Ontology annotation, biological process: protein phosphorylation. The transcript has 11 exons. Gene Ontology annotation, molecular function: JUN kinase kinase kinase activity; protein binding; ATP binding.
GGGGCAGUUGGCUCGAGGGCAAGAAGACCACUGCGUCUGGGAAGUCCCAGCGAUGAUUGCGUGCAGGCUUGAGCAUGGGGAGCCAUCAAGCUGCAGUGGCGAUGUGUUUUCUGGGCUCCUGCAGGGGCUGCAGCGGGGACGGUGCAGCAGCAGCAGCAGCAGCAGCAGCAGCAGCAUGGGGCUGCUAGUUCUCCACAGUGGCUGUUUGUGAGAUUAAGCGCUACUUAGCUCCGUGUGUUUGUGUCUGUGUGCGGACGUAGGGCGCUCCUAGCCGCGUCAGGUGGAUGCGCUGCAGCGAUCCACUUCGCCCCUAUGGAUCGCGUCCAUGGAUGUCUUCAAACCCGCUUUGGACCACAGUUUAAGUCCCAAGGCGUCACUGUCCGAGGACGCAGAGGCAGAGGCGGAUGUCUUCCGCUGGCCCAGCACGGCGGACAGCGGCAGCGGCUCGGUGCAGCCCGCCGCGCCUCCGCCGGGCGUCUGGACGGCCGUGUUCGACUAUGAGGCCACUGCGGACGAUGAGCUCAGCCUGCGCAGGGGCGAUCUGGUGGAGGUCCUAUCCAAGGACUCGCUGGUGUCGGGAGACGAGGGCUGGUGGACCGGUAUGAUAGCGGACCGGGUUGGCAUUUUCCCGUCCAAUUAUGUCAGCGAAAGAAACGGGGAGGACGAGGCAGGCCUGCGGGAGAGCUCGGAGCACUCGGUGCCUCCUCUCCACCUCCUGGAGAUCGAUUUCUCAGAGCUCACCCUGGAGGAGAUCAUCGGGGUCGGUGGUUUUGGCAAGGUCUACCGCGCGGUGUGGCGGGGCACGGAGGUGGCCGUGAAGGCAGCCCGACGGGACCCGGACGAGGACGCGGCGCAGACUCUGGAGAGCGUGCACCAGGAGGCCAAGCUUUUCGCCAUGCUCAACCAUCCCAACAUCAUGGGUCUCCUGGGGGUGUGCCUGCAGGAGCCCAACCUUUGCCUGAUCAUGGAGUACGCUCGAGGAGGGUCUCUGAACCGGGUCCUCGCUGGGAAACGCAUCCCGCCUUGCACGCUGGUGAACUGGGCGGUGCAGAUUGCACGAGGCAUGCACUACCUCCACGACCAGGCCAUCGUCCCCAUUAUACACAGAGACCUCAAGUCCAGCAACAUCCUGAUCCUUGAGCGGGUGGAGAUGGAAGACCUCAGCAACAAGACUCUGAAGAUAACCGACUUUGGACUGGCUCGGGAGUGGCACCGGACCACCAAGAUGAGCGCCGCCGGGACCUACGCCUGGAUGGCUCCUGAGGUCAUCCGCUCGUCCACGUUCUCCAAGGGUAGCGACGUGUGGAGUUAUGGCGUUCUGUUGUGGGAGCUGCUGACCGGCGAAGUUCCUUUUCGAAGUAUUGAUGGUCUCGCCGUAGCGUACGGGGUGGCAAUGAACAAACUGGCUUUGCCCAUUCCCUCCACAUGCCCUGAGCCUUUUGCACGUUUAAUGGAGAACUGCUGGAGCCCAGAUCCUCAUUCUCGGCCACAGUUCAAAACUAUCCUGUACCAGCUCACGGCCAUUGAGGAAUCGGGCUUCUUUGAAAUGCCAACAGAGUCCUUCCAUUCCCUGCAGGAUGACUGGAAACUGGAGAUACAGGAAAUGUUUGAUCAGCUUAGGACCAAGGAAAAGGAGCUGCGAUCCUGGGAGGAAGAGCUGACCCAAGCUGCGCUGCAGCAGAAGUGCCAAGAGGAGGCGUUAAGGAAGCGUGAGCAGGAGCUAGCAGAAAGGGAGAUCCACAUCGUGGAGCGGGAGCUGAACAUCAUCAUCCACCAGCUCUACCAGGAGAAGCCGCGCGUGGAGAGCAGGCAGGGCAAGUUCCGCCGCAACCGCCUUAAACUCAAAGAUGGGAACAGGAUCAGCCUGCCCUCGGAUUUUCAGCACAAAAUUACAGUGCAAGCGUCUCCAUCCCAUGAUCAUCGCAGGAGUCUGCUCAGCAGUGGGUCCAGCCCUCCCACCAGCCCACUCAUGCUGCCUCGCCUCCGAGCCAUCCAGCUUACUCCAGGGAAGGACUGCACAGAUAUCGAGAGAAAGGGGUCGAGGAAGAAAGGCCGUUCCCGUGCGUGUGGCGUAUACAGGGAACACAGUGCAGAUGCCAGUGUGAAGCCUCCCCACGAGGACAGCAGGCAGCGGUCCUGCAGCGCUCCAAACCUCCGCAGAUCCCCGAGACACAGUCCAGCUGUGCCAGGAGUGCCGAGCCUGCUGGAGACAGAAAAUGAAGAUUGCUGCUUCACCACAGAGCCAGGUGCAGCUCCUGGCCAGUCCUACCUCUGUAUCCCCUUCCAGAAAGACGCCCACGCAUCUUCUUCCACCAACAACGAUGGAGACGAGUACUGCAUCAGCAGCCAGGCCCCGGGAACCCCACCCUGCAGAAAGAGCCCAGGCUCAGGCCGCCGUUCUGAGCUGGUCCUGCUGGGCUGCGGAGCUCUGUUGGCGACUGUUGGACUGGGCUGCAACCUGCUAACUUUGACCCAGCCCGAGGAGAGCGUCAAAUCCAGGUGGGAGGGUUUCUUCCACAGAACAGGCGGCCAGAGGCGCAGCACUAGCUCCCCAACUCGCAGACUGUUCCAGAGGGAAAGCCCGCUGAAGACCGCGGCCCCCACCCUGCCCGAGCGGGCUUUGCCCUCUUCUUACACGCUCCUGUCCUUGUCAUCGGUGUCUGACUCGAACUCCACCCACUCGCUGCUACGCUCCGACAGCGACGAGCUGUUGAUCUGCCGCCCCUCGUCCAGGCCCUCCGUUCCCCCUCCGCUCUCACAGCGCAGGGAGCCCCAGACGCCGGUCAACUCCCUGGUCAACGUUCACGUGGAGAGCUUCAAGCGCAACCCGCACCAGUCUCUCACGCCCACGCACGUCCCCUGCGUCCCGCCGUCCUCGCGGGGCCUCCGCAGGACCCCGUCGGAUGGAGCCAUCAAGAAGAACGGCCCCCUCAACUUGUUGGAGCCAUUGCCGGAGAAGAAAGCUUUAGACAAUACAGCAGGUGGCUUCAGGGGUUUAAAAGAGGAAGGCUCCGAGGUCCCCCGGCUUCCUGAUCCAAACUUAGUAUUCCCCCCGACCCCUCGCCGUCGCUGCGCCCCCGAGCGUCCUAAAACCUUGGAUUUUGUGGCUCGGCCUCGUCCUUCGCCUCGCCCGCGGGGAGACGUGUUCUGGGGAGACUCGCGGCCCCGGGGCAACGGACAGAGCCUGGGCAGCGGUGAGUCGCCCGCCUACACUUCCAGCACAGAGACGCCGCCCACUGUAGAGUUUGGUAGAGACCCCGCGGUGCUGCCCACCCCCAUGGAGCCUCCGACUCCCUUCUCCCCCCGCAGGAACGCUAACCUGUUGGAUCGGUUGGACGAGGGGCAGUGUCGUGAUGGAACGGUCCCCCUCUGCAGACCGGAGCUCGGCCUUUCAAAAGACUCACCUUAUAACCCAGGGUUCUGGUCCUGACUCAGUCCAACACAUGGACGGAGGUGGAUCUGCUGUUAGCUGUAGGAAUGUCACCACUCUGACUAAGUUAGGUUUAAUUAAAACUGGGAUCAGUAAACCUUCCUCUGUCUACAACACUGAAACAAAAUUGCAAUACGGUGACUUUUUUUUUUUUGUGCAUUAGUUUAACUAUAUUUUGCAAAAUAAUUAUCUAAAUUGGCAUCUAAAACAGCUGAAACACAAGAAAAUGUAUUGUAUCGACCCAUGUCUGGCUUUAUAGACCCCUCAUCUCACAUACAUCAGCUCCAGGUUGUGGCUUCUUUCUGCAGAAACUGUCUGAUAGUGUCCUGGCAGAGAAUGACUACCAUCUUCACAAAGCUUUACGCUCCCUAUUUUAAGCUUGAGUUUGGAUCGUGCAUUCGAUGAAGUGCACUUUCGUGAAAAUCACCAUGAAUGUAAAAAAAACCAGUUGUUUUUUUUCUUUAUUCCCAGAAAGUAAAUUGUAAAACCACUUGAACUCCUCUGCUCCGCCUGUUUCCCGCUGGUGUUCUGCCGGCGGAUGGAUCCCUGUUUUGCACCAAGUACCCUUCCUCACCGCUCCCUUGACAUCCCACAAGCAGGGAGCGCUGUUGUUUGAUGUGAGCACUCUUGUUUUUUUGCAUUUUGUCUGUAUUGUCGCAACUAAAGGAACCAGAGAGAAUGUCAGAGGGUUCAUUGAUUGUCUUUUGUACUCCUUUUUUUUGUUAUUAUUAUUUAUGAUCCAGUUAAAGACAUUGAGAAAUGAUUCUAAAAGCCAAAAUUGGGAACUUUGUGCUCGUAUAUUGCUGUUAAAUUAUUGGGAUAAGAAAAGUAAAGCUUGUUCCGUAGGGGUGGUGUUUUAACACCCACAUGGGAAGCAUGCCCAGGUGAUGUGUGGAAGUUUGUUUCAUAUUAUUUAUUUAUUUAUUUAUUUAUUUAUUUGGUGGCUUAUUUUUUAUCCUAUUUGCCUUGAUUUUUGACAAUUGUUAAUGCUUUAUCUGAAUGUUUCUGGAGCUUUCAGCCUUUGCGCAAAGCAUCAAGUCAUUUGUUUCUAAGCUGCACUUUGUUCAUUGCUCAUUUAUCUUCCUUUUAUUGUCUAUUAUCAGGGCUUUCAAAGCUUGUCAACCAGGGAAUCAUUUUUAAGGGGGAGUAGCUGGACAGCUCCUUGUUUUUUGUUGUUGUCUUGGGUGAGAUUUUUUGUGUUGUGUUUUUUUAACUGUACAAAUUAUUUUGAUUUAAAUUGAUUGAAAAUAAUAAGUCAUUUUUAUAGUGUCUUUGCCAAGAAAUGUAGCUGCUCAGUGAGCAUUUAUCACCAAACAGUUUUUGUUGUUUUACAGGCAUUAACUUUUAAUGAUUUCCAGUUGUUUUGUGGGAAGAAAUAAUUUGGAGAACACCAUUAGCUUUCUUUAAAUGAUGAUAAAGAUCAGUUAUCAGUUAGAUAACAUAAUAAUUUUUACAAACCUUAAAAAACACUGACGGAUACAUAUGAGAUUUAAAAAAAAAAAAAAAAAUUUCAUUUUUAUUGAUUUAUUUAUUUAUUUAUUACAUGUAACAUAAAUGUUAUAUAAAUAAUUGAGAAAAAGAGCUGAAACAGUUCCCAAUGCCCAAUUGCAUCACCUUAUUGUUGUUUUUUAUUUCAUUUUUAUUUAAGGGACCUCGAUUGUAAAAUGCGGGAUCCCUUAGUCUUUACAUGUGUAAAUUUGAAUGCCUCGGCACCCCGCCCCCCCUCCUCCAAACCCCCCUUCAGAACUGUGAAGAACAUGAUCAUGUUCGACAUAAACCACAAACAUCCGUUUGAAGUCGUGGUGAAGCGACGCUGAGCUCUUGGAUGAAAUGUGAGCACAAAUAAGCUGAAAAUACUGUUUACUAACAUUGUUUGUGGGGUGGGGGGGGGGCAAUACUGUUAUUGCCAUGGGUGACUUGUAUUUGCACUGGAACACACUGACUUGAGUAAAAUCCUAAGAAAAAUGUAA